Molecule: messenger RNA, 249 nt
Organism: Ascoidea rubescens DSM 1968
Lineage: Eukaryota; Fungi; Ascomycota; Saccharomycetes; Ascoideales; Ascoideaceae
Exons: 2
Coding region: 1-249 (82 amino acids)
Source: RefSeq, a predicted model, not a curated record
AUGGAUGAAAGAUAUAUUGGUGAAAAACCUUUGUUUUUAAGAAACCCUAUUCGUACUUUGCGAUUUUAUGCUCACACCAAGCCAAAUUUGUUUUUUUCUGCUGUCAUUGGUAUAAUUGGUCCAUUGGGUGUAUUAUUUAUAACUCCCUUGAGAAGAAAAUAUCUUUUUGAAGAUGCUCCACCUGUUCCCACCUAUUAUCCAAUACCAAAUAGACCCAGAGAUUUGACUUUAUCUGGUUAUGAUGACUAA